Molecule: messenger RNA, 5500 nt
Organism: Rattus norvegicus (Norway rat)
Lineage: Eukaryota; Metazoa; Chordata; Mammalia; Rodentia; Muridae
Source: RefSeq, a predicted model, not a curated record
AUCCUGCCUCUACCUCCCAAGAGUCUGGAUUGCAAGUGUGCACCACCAUGCCCAGCUAUAUUCUUGUUCUUUGAAACUGUUUCCUAUGCUGCUUUCUUUGUGGAACUACUCUAAGGUAGCUUCGUUGUUGGUAUAAAUUUAUUAGUUCAGGCCCAUAUCUCCUAAGUAGCAGAACUAAGCAAAUCUCAAACAUACCCCUGGAAAAGACUGCCACCCACCCUACGGACUUCUAAAAUAGCUCCCGUAAUCCUGAGCAUUUCCAAGGCGGCAGACCUCCUAUAAGGGAGUAAAUACGAAAAAGCGCCUGUUCAAAUGCUAGGUCGGUUGAUAGAAGCAAUUUCCUCAGAAAGCUGAAGGCACCAAAGGUUAUAUUUGUUAGCAUUUCAGUGUUUGCCAAAUUCAGCUACUGUGGAGACCACAGAUUCCCUUUUUCCCAGAGAUUCAAAUUUCAGCGGCCCCUCUCUAGCUUUGGCUCUGUCAUCACAUAUGCCCCAACAACAACCCCCUCCUCAUUCCACCCCUGCCUCGCGUGUGCAAGUACUAUCGAAACUGCCAUCCCAAGGUCUAGGGUCACUGCUUUGGCUGUGUGCAAACUCAAGCGCCCUCCCCUAGAGGCCCUGGCCUCGCUCUGGUGCCCUAGGGUGAAGGACACUGGAGAGAAGCUAAAGCAAGACUUUCUUCACCUAGUCCGCUUCCUUUGGAACAUAUUUGGGAUCUGAGUGUGUGAUAGUACCACAAUAAAGCCUUAAGAACCUAUACAAUAGAAUCCCGGUUGUAAUCAUGAAGCCUGGUUGGGAAAAACUGCGACUGCCACUACCUCACUCACUCACUGUCGAUGUCAACCACAGCAGGCAGCAGCGGCCCGCUCGGGGAGUGGCAAAGCCUUAGGUCCCUCCGCCUACCUAAUCUUCAAUAGGUCAAGGAUGGGCUUCUUUGCUUGCCCAGAGAAAAGGGAGCCCGAGAAGCAUUCUGUAGAGAGAAGCCCUGCAUGACUGCGCCUCCCUUCGUUAUUUCUACACUUCCGCCAACCACUGAACUUGGCUGGGAACACACCUGGUCAGUAGUCCCAAGCACCAGCUGUGGGACCAUCACACAGCUGCGUCCCCGCCCCUUCCGCUACAACGCUUAAUUCUCUUGGGUCCCGCCCCUUCCUCCGUUCCCGGCCUCCUCUUUUUCCGCCGCGGGCUCUCAAUGGCUGGGAUUCUGACGAUUUUCUAAGCACACCCCUGCGCCUUGGUUCCCGCACGUGGGAGGUUCAUCCCGACCUAGAGCACGAUGCCCCGCGCUCCUCGUUGCCCCGCCGUGCGCUCUCUACUGCGCAGCCGAUAUCGGGAGGUGUGGCCGCUGGCGACCUUUGUGCGGCGCCUGGGGCUUGAGGGCAGUCGGCUUGUGCAACCCGGGGACCCGAAGGUCUUCCGCACGUUGGUUGCCCAGUGCCUAGUGUGCGUGCCCUGGGGCUCACAGCCGCCACCUGCUGACCUUUCCUUCCACCAGGUGGGCCUCCAGGUGUCAUCCCUGAAAGAGCUGGUGUCCAGGGUUGUGCAGAAACUUUGCGAGCGCGGUGAGAGGAAUGUGCUGGCUUUUGGCUUUGCACUGCUUAACGGGGCCAGAGGUGGGCCUCCCAUGGCCUUCACGACCAGCGUGCAUAGCUACUUGCCCAACUCGGUUACUGAGUCCCUGUGUGUCAGUGGUGCAUGGAUGCUACUGUUGAGCCGAGUGGGCGACGACCUGCUGGUCUACCUGCUGUCGCACUGUGCGCUCUACCUGCUGGUGCCCCCCAGCUGUGCCUACCAGGUGUGCGGGUCACCCCUGUACCAAAUUUGUGCCACCACGGAUACCUGGUCCUCUGUGCCCGCUGGUUACAGGCCCACUCGACCCGUGGGCGGGAAUUUCACUAACCUUGGGUCCGCACACCAGAUCAAAAACAGUGGUCACCAGGAAGCACCAAAACCCCAGGCCUUGCCAUCACGAGGUACGAAGAGGCUUCUGAGUCUCACCAGUACAAACGUGCCUUCAGCUAAGAAGGCCAGGUUUGAACCUGCCCUGAGAGUGGAUAAGGGACCCCACAGGCAGGUGGUACCAACCCCAUCAGGCAAAACAUGGGCGCCAAGUCCUGCUGCGUCCCCCAAGGUGCCUCCUGCAGCGAAAAACUUGUCUUUGAAAGGAAAGGCAUCUGACCCGAGUCUCUCUGGGUCGGUGUGCUGUAAACACAAGCCCAGCUCCUCGUCCCUGCUGUCAUCACCACCCCAAGAUGCUGAAAAGCUCAGGCCAUUCACUGAGACCAGACAUUUCCUUUACUCCAGGGGAGGUGGCCAAGAGGAGCUAAAUCCCUCAUUCCUACUCAACAGCCUCCCGCCUAGCUUGACCGGGGCCAGGAGACUGGUGGAGAUCAUCUUUCUGGGCUCAAGGCCUAGGACAUCAGGACCAUUCUGCAGGACCCGCCGCCUGCCCCGUCGAUACUGGCAGAUGCGACCCCUAUUCCAGCAGCUGCUCAUGAACCACGCAAAGUGCCAAUAUGUCAGAUUCCUCCGGUCGCACUGCAGAUUUCGAACAGCAAACCAGCGGGUGCCGGAUGCCAUGGACACCAGCCCAUCCCACCUCACGAGUUUGCUCCGGUUACACAGCAGCCCCUGGCAGGUAUACGGCUUUCUUCGGGCCUGCCUCCGCGAGCUGGUGCCUGCCGGUCUCUGGGGCACCAGGCACAAUGAGCGCCGCUUCUUAAAGAACGUGAAGAAGUUCAUCUCGUUGGGGAAGUACGCCAAGCUAUCCCUGCAGGAACUGAUGUGGAGGGUGAAAGUGGAGGACUGCCACUGGCUCCGCAGCAGCCCAGAGAAGGACACUGUCCCUGCCGCAGAGCACCGUCUGAGGGAGAGGAUCCUUGCCAUGUUCCUGUUCUGGCUAAUGGACACAUAUGUGGUACAGCUGCUGAGGUCAUUCUUCUACAUCACAGAGACCACGUUCCAGAAGAACCGCCUUUUCUUCUACCGUAAGAGUGUGUGGAGCAAGCUGCAGAGCAUUGGAAUCAGGCAACAGCUUGAGAGAGUUCAGCUACGGGAACUGUCACAAGAGGAGGUCAAGCAUCACCAGGACACUUGGCUGGCCAUGCCUAUCUGCAGAUUGCGCUUCAUCCCCAAGCUCAAUGGUCUCCGGCCCAUUGUGAACAUGAGUUAUGGCAUGGACACCAGAGCUUUUGGCAAAAAGAAGCAGACCCAGUGUUUCACUCAGAGUCUCAAGACUUUGUUCAGCGUGCUCAACUACGAGCGGACCAAACAUCCUAACCUUAUGGGUGCUUCAGUACUGGGUACGAGUGACAGCUACAGGAUCUGGCGGACCUUCGUGCUGCGUGUGCGUGCUCUGGACCAGACACCCAGGAUGUACUUUGUUAAGGCAGAUGUGACAGGGGCCUAUGAUGCCAUCCCCCAGGACAAGCUCGUGGAAAUUGUCGCCAAUAUAAUCAGGCGCUCAGAGAGCAUGUACUGUAUCCGCCAGUAUGCAGUGGUUCAGAAAGAUAGCCAAGGCCAAGUCCACAAGUCCUUCAGGAGACAGGUCUCCACCCUCUCUGACCUCCAGCCAUACAUGGGCCAGUUCACCAAGCAUCUGCAGGACUCAGAUGCCAGUGCACUGAGGAACUCUGUUGUCAUCGAGCAGAGCAUCUCCAUGAAUGAGACUGGCAGUAGCCUGCUCCACUUCUUCCUGCGCUUUGUCCGUCACAGUGUCGUGAAGAUCGAUGGCAGGUUCUAUGUGCAAUGCCAGGGCAUCCCCCAGGGCUCCAGCCUGUCCACCCUGCUCUGCAGUCUGUGUUUCGGAGACAUGGAGAACAAGCUGUUUGCCGAGGUGCAGCAGGACGGCUUGCUUUUACGUUUUGUCGAUGACUUUCUGUUGGUGACACCUCACCUGGCCCAUGCAAAAGCCUUUCUCAGCACCCUGGUCCAUGGCGUGCCCGAGUAUGGCUGCAUGAUAAACUUGCAGAAGACAGUGGUGAACUUCCCUGUGGAGACCGGCGCCCUGGGAGGUGCAGCCCCGCACCAGCUGCCUGCUCACUGCCUGUUUCCCUGGUGUGGCUUACUGCUGGACACUCGGACUUUGGAAGUAUUCUGUGACUACUCAGGUUACGGACGGACCUCAAUUAAGAUGAGCCUCACCUUCCAGGGUGUCUCCAGGGCCGGGAAGACCAUGCGGUACAAGCUCUUGUCAGUCUUGCGGUUGAAGUGUCAUGGUCUGUUUCUAGACUUGCAGGUGAACAGCCUGCAGACAGUCUGCAUCAAUAUAUACAAGAUCUUCCUGCUUCAGGCCUACAGGUUCCAUGCAUGUGUGAUUCGGCUUCCCUUUGGCCAGCAUGUUAGGAAGAACCAUGCAUUCUUUCUGGGCAUCAUCUCCAACCUAGCAUCCUGCUGCUACGCCAUCCUGAAGGUCAAGAAUCCAGGAGUGUCACUAAGGGCCAAGGGUGCCCCUGGCUCCUUUCCGCCCGAGGCCACACGUUGGCUCUGCUACCAAGCCUUCCUGCUCAAGCUGGCUGCUCAUUCUGUCACCUACAAGUGUCUCCUGGGACCUCUUAGGACAGCCCAAAAACAGCUGUGCCGGAAGCUCCCAGAGGCAACAAUGACCCUCCUUAAGACUGCAGCUGACCCAGCCCUAAGCACAGAUUUUCAGACCAUUUUGGACUAACCCUGUCCCCUUCGGCUGGAUGAACAUGGGCCUUGUAGCCUCAGUGGUGGAUCUAUGUCACAAGAGGGACUGGCCUAUUGUGAAGCUAGGUCGUCCUCCAAAACCUCUGUGCCAUGGGUAGUAGUAUGGGAGCUUGUCCCAGUGCCUUGUUCCCUGUAAUAGGCUUGAUUUCUUUCCUGAUGCCCUGGAGGAAGCAGAUCCCACCCCUUUUAGUGGCAGGGAUCCACUAGCACUAAGAGCAGUGCACAUAGUGCACAUUGGCGCUGGGACAGUGGACAGGUGUGAUUCCUGGGCCCUGGAGUCUUCACAGCUAACCAUGGAGCCUUUCACAGUACAUCCAAGCGUCUCAGAGAUGAAACAGGACAGCAACCUAUUGCAGCCUGAACAUACUCUGAACUCAGGCGACUGCCUUAGCUACUUUUAUACUGCUGCAAUAAAACAGCAAGCCAACUUACAAAAGCAGGAUCUUUCUACUGGAGCAGUAUCUCUGAGAGUUUACGUCUUGAUCCGUAAGCACGAGGCAGAGAGAGAGAGAGAGAGAGAGAGCUAUCUGGGAAUGGUGGGAGUCUCCUUUUUGUUUCUUUUUAAACCUUAAUUUUUCAGUGGCAGUCUGACAGACAGUUAGGAAAGGUGGAGGUUGAAAUCCAACAGGUCACAGUGAAAUCCAAAGGGAUCACACUAGGGAUAUUCCGUGACUUCUCGGAAGCUAAGUUUCCUCGGCAGCAUUUGACAGUAACCAUGGUGGGUGUCUACCAAGAUCACUGUGAGGAUAAAAUAGGGUAAAGUGUAUUUGUACUGAAGUGGAAAGUCACAUGCAAAUAAAGAGUAAAUUGUG